AUGUCAGAUGCAUGGAAGUCAAUCUUUAGAACCGAUUUAGUAGCAGCCGAGGUCAUGCUGACACCAGAUUAUGUGGCAUGGAGAGCGGCAAGAAAGAAUGAUGUCAUUCCCUUGGCGGAUCGUGAUCAAGUAAUUCCUUUGGAAACACAAUUCAGACACGUACCAUCUAAGUUGGAGAUACUUAAGAGUGAAUUCGAAGCAGAGAUCGCCAGAAAGGAGGCAGAGUGUGAGGCUCUUAGACAAAAGAAUUUUGUGUUGGACAUUGAUAAGGGGUUUUAUAAUAAACAAUUUGAGUUGAUGCGCGAGAGAAAAGAGAAGGUUGAGGCUAAUUUUGCUAACUUACAAAAUGAUUACCGAAGAAUUGUUGGGCUCGAAAAAACUUCAAAACAGUGGAGGUUGGAGCUCAAGGCUGAAAGGGAUCGUCGAGUUAGGGAUGUCAGAGCCGAAAGAGAGCGCCGAGUCAGAGAACUAGAGGCGGAGAAGAAGAGAAAAGAUCAUGAACUCGAGUCAGAGAAGAAAUCCUGGGCUAGUGCACUGAAUAACGAAAGGAAAGAAGCUAAAGAGUUAAGACAAAGGCAUACUUUGAGCAAGAAACGAGAAGAGGAGCUCACUUUUGAAGUACGAAGGUUGCAAGUUAAUAUUGAGGAGCUCAAAGUUGAAGAGCAUAGUAGAUUAAGCGAGAUUAAGGAAGGAAAACGAAGGAUAGAACAGUUAGAAAUUGAGAAAAAUAAUAUGUUUCAAGGGUUCGAAAUGGAGGUGAACAGCAUGCAAAAUGAACUUGAGAUUAGAGGACAAAGAAUAGGUGAACUCGAAGCUGAAAAGAGACGAACCAAUAAAGAAUUGAAAUUAGAAAGACAACAUAAAGAUCAUGUGCUUAAAAGCAAACAGGAUGAAGUGUUCAUUUGGAUGCAAAGAUGUGUAACAAAGAACGAACGAAUAGAGGUCCUUAAUCAAGAGAUGCAAGAGAUAGAAGCAAGGCAUGAGGAAAAGUUAACUCAGGCUCAAGCAAAGAAUGAAGAGUAUGGUGUUUACAUUCGGCAGCUUGAAAAUUCCUUGUUCACAGAGAAUAGUCAGCGCUGGCCAUCAGAUUUAAGGGUUAGUCUCGAAGAGAAUGAUGCUUUGCGAAGAAAGGUUAAUGAUUUAGAGAAUGCCUUGCGAAGCUGUCAAAUACAGAUCUCUAGUCUUGAGCGUACUGUUGAAAGUACCCGACAGCAGUGGCAGAACUCGAGUGAUCGUUUUGAAGACUGGAAAACGAAUGUGAAUAGCAUAAUCCUUGAAACCAUGAAUCAAUUAAGCGGUGUUGCAAGACAAUUGGGAGAGAUGGACAUUCAAGCAAGAGUUAUCCAGAGUUAUACAAGUCCCGCAUCAGAUGUAGGAAAAAGGGUCAAUUGGCUUGUCAAUGAGAUAAUGGAAUUGAGCACUAGAGCUAGGCCUUUUCUGUAA
Messenger RNA from Hibiscus syriacus, 1443 nucleotides. Its product is annotated as spindle pole body component 110-like. Lineage: Eukaryota; Viridiplantae; Streptophyta; Magnoliopsida; Malvales; Malvaceae. The record is from RefSeq and is a predicted model, not a curated record. The transcript has a single exon. Bases 1 to 1443 code for a protein of 480 amino acids.